Anthonomus grandis grandis is the source of this 691-nucleotide messenger RNA. Its product is annotated as CDGSH iron-sulfur domain-containing protein 3, mitochondrial. The coding region runs from base 190 to 612 and encodes 140 amino acids. Gene Ontology annotation, cellular component: intracellular membrane-bounded organelle. Gene Ontology annotation, molecular function: 2 iron, 2 sulfur cluster binding. The transcript is spliced from 4 exons. NCBI's taxonomy places the organism in Eukaryota, Metazoa, Arthropoda, Insecta, Coleoptera, Curculionidae. The record is from RefSeq and is a predicted model, not a curated record.
UUGCUUUCACAAUUCACACAGUCUUGGAUUUAAACUUUGUGAAGGCGAAUAAAAAAAUAUAAUUUAAGAGUAAACAGAUAAUAUUGAAUAUUAACCUUGUUUUCUUAUGAAGUAUUUAGUUUGUAUUUAAAGUCAUUACCCAGAUAAGCAAGUUUUUCUCUUUAAUAAAAAACAUUCGUCUUUACAAAUAUGGCUCUAAAACUUUCAAAUCUUAUGCUGAAAAAUAGGACAUGGCAUCUUAGUUCAAUAAAUAUGUCUUUCAGUUCCAAACCCACACCAGAAAUACCAAAAAAUAAGUUGGAGCCCUUGAUCUCCGCCCAUACACAACAAGAGAAUGGUGUUGUUUAUGAUAAGAAACCUUUUCGGAUGCUUCUAGAAGCAGGUAAAAAAUACUCAUGGUGUUUAUGUGGUAGGAGCCACAAACAGCCACUUUGUGAUGGAACCCAUAGAGGUGAACAACUAAAAAUAAAACAAAAGCCUAUUAGAUUUAUGGUGGAAGAAACCAAGGAAUAUUGGCUCUGCAACUGCAAACAAACAAAUAACAGACCUUUUUGCGAUGGUUCACACAAAUCACAAAGGGUUCAGGAUGCUACAUCUAUAGUUAGGCAAUAAAGCUAGUUAUUUUAUACGUGUAAAUAUAAGGUAGUAAAAAAAAAACAACUGUAAUGUAUUAAAAAAAAUGCUAAAUUGA